Rhodotorula toruloides NP11 is the source of this 1278-nucleotide messenger RNA. RefSeq names its product L-aspartate:2-oxoglutarate aminotransferase. The record is from RefSeq and is a predicted model, not a curated record. NCBI's taxonomy places the organism in Eukaryota, Fungi, Basidiomycota, Microbotryomycetes, Sporidiobolales, Sporidiobolaceae. The coding region runs from base 1 to 1278 and encodes 425 amino acids. Gene Ontology annotation, cellular component: mitochondrion. Gene Ontology annotation, molecular function: L-aspartate:2-oxoglutarate transaminase activity; pyridoxal phosphate binding. The transcript has 7 exons. Gene Ontology annotation, biological process: biosynthetic process; L-aspartate catabolic process.
AUGCUCUCUCGUACUCGUGUCGCAGCUCGCCAGCUCCGCGUCCAGAUUAACGCAUCGCGCGCCGUCUCUGUCUGGGCAAACGUCCCCGCCGGUCCCCCCGACCCCAUCCUGGGCAUCACCGAGGCGUUCAAGCGCGACACGGACUCCAAGAAGAUCAACUUGGGCGUCGGUGCUUACCGCGACGCUGACGGCAAGCCCUACGUUCUCCCUUCCGUCCUUGCCGCUGAGGACAAGGUCAUUGGCGAGCGCAAGGACAAGGAGUACCUCCCCAUUACUGGCUUGGGCGAAUUCACCAAGGCCGCUGCCGUUCUCGCUUACGGCGAGGACAGCAAGCCGUUGAAGGAGGGCCGCGUCGCGAUCACCCAGUCCCUCUCCGGCACCGGUGCCCUCCGCAUCGCCGGCGCCUUCCUCGCUCGCCACUACCCCCACUCGAAGACGAUCUACCUCCCCGCGCCGACUUGGGGAAACCACAUCCCCAUCUUCAAGGACUCGGGUCUCGAGGUCAAGACCUACUCGUACUACGACAAGAACACCGUCGGACUCGACUUUGAGGGAUUGAAGAAGGACUUGCAGGCCGCGCCGAACAAGUCGAUUGUCCUCCUCCACGCCUGCGCGCACAACCCGACCGGCAUCGACCCGAGUCAGGAGCAAUGGCGCGAGAUCUCCCAGCUCAUCAAGGAGAAGGAGCACUUCCCCUUGAUCGACAACGCCUACCUCGGAUUCGCCUCGGGAUCGGUCGACAACGACGCGUUCAUGCUCCGCCACUUUGUCGAGCAAGGACACCAGCUCGUCUUGUGCCAGUCAUUUGCGAAGAACAUGGGCCUGUACGGAGAGCGUGUCGGCACGUUUUCGGUUGUCUGCGCCGACCCGGAGGAGAAGGCCCGCGUUGACUCGCAGAUCAAGAUCCUCGUCCGCCCGAUGUACUCGAACCCUCCCGUCCACGGUGCCCGCGUCGCCUCGACCCUCCUGACCGACCCCAAGCUCAACGCGCAGUGGCUCGCCGAGGUCAAGGGCAUGGCUGACCGCAUCAUCGACAUGCGCUCGACCUUGUACGACCUCCUCAAGGAGCUUGGCAGCAAGCGCGAGUGGGGACACAUCAAGAACCAGAUUGGCAUGUUCGCUUACCUUGGCAUCUCGCCGGAGCAAGUCGACCGCCUCGCCAAGGAGCACCACGUCUACCUCACCCGCGACGGCCGCAUCUCGGUCGCAGGUAUCACCAAGCACAACGUCCGCCACCUCGCCGAGUCUCUCCACGAGGUCACCAAGAACGACGCGUAG